AUGCCUGCGCUAUUCAAUCAUCCCCAAAUACAAUUUGGUCCUCUUAACGAGCCUACUUUCGAUAUCUCAAACGUAUUCAGAGAUGGAGACGGAGAGAUACCGAGUACAUUUCCGAUUGCUAUAUUCAUGUAUGGACUCGCAAGUGGGUUGAUCAUCUUCGUAUCAAUUUUUGGUCUUUUCUGUGUAUUGUUCAAUCGAUUUAUCCGUAGGGAAAACUUGAAGCUCGUAAGAUUUGGUCGCCGUUUCCCUGAUCUACAAGAAGGAGACAAUUUCAUCCUUGAGCAGGAAGAUGAUGUGAUCUACGAGGGUGUUGUGACUUGGAAUGAGUCAGGUUAUUAUGAGUUCAAAAGUAACGAGAAGAUGGAAGCAGAGCCAAUCAUCAUUCCUUUCUAUAAGUCAAAGCAGGCGGAGAUAGAGGACGAUCGAAAUAAAGCAAGGAGGGAAAUGAGAAAGGCGGAGGAGGAGCACGAGUACCAAGCUUUUAUGGGUAGAAUUUCCAUUGAAAACUUUGCUUCUUUUAUGGAUGCUGUCGAUGAUGAUGCUGAUGAUGAAGAAGAUGAGGAUGAGGAUGAGGAGGAAGAUGAGGAGGAAAAUGAGGAUGAGGAGGAGGAGGAGGAUAGGAGUUCCACAACAUAG
Molecule: messenger RNA, 636 nt
Organism: Botrytis byssoidea
Lineage: Eukaryota; Fungi; Ascomycota; Leotiomycetes; Helotiales; Sclerotiniaceae
Exons: 1
Coding region: 1-636 (211 amino acids)
Source: RefSeq, a predicted model, not a curated record